AUGGCGGCGGCGGAGGCGGUGGCGGUGGCGCUGGCGGGCGCGGUGCGGCGCGCGCUGGGGCCGCGGGGCGGGCGCGCACUGCGGGCGCGGCGCGGGGGCGGCGCCGUAGGGCUGACGCGGGACGGGCGCGCGCUGCUGGAGGCGCUCGGGGCGGGGCCGCCCGUGGGCAGGUUGAUGGCAGCCUGCGCCUGCAGCCACCGUGCCGCGACAGGGGAUGGUGCCAAGACGUUCGUGGUGCUGCUGGAUGCUGUGCUCGCAGGGCUGCAGGCAGCAGGGAACGGCAACAUGCGGCGGGCACUGCAGGUGUUUGAGGCGCGGGUGCUGGAGCAUGCGGUGGCACAGGGACUACGCAGACAUGUGAUGGUGGUGCAGUGGGAACGUGCCUUGGAGGCGCUGCUGGAGCCCUACCUUUGCGGGCGGGUGGGUCCUGGAGAGCAGCGGGAACUGGCACGGCUCUGUGGGGAGCUCUGCCGCUGCUGUGCCCUAGACCCCGCCGGCAACGGCCCCACUGCACUGCACCUGCUCGGCCGCCACUUUGCGCAGCUGCACCUCACCGUGGCUGGGCUCCCUGUGUCCCGCUCUAGGGUCCUGCCUGGCAUCAUCCUCCACAGGGACUUCGCCGCUUACUGCCCUGCUCGCGGGGACCUGUGUGCCCUGCUUGUCACCCAGCCCCUCCGGGCUGCCCUUGCGGGCCCUGGUGUUGAGUUCAUGGUUGGCUCUGAGGUGCAGUAUGGGGCCUCGCUGCACUGGGUCUCCAGGAGGACAGAAGCUGUGGUGAAACAUUUGCAGAGCAAUAACGUUAAGCUGUUGUUGUCAAGCGUAAAGCAAGAGGAAGACAUUAUCUACUUCGCAAAGCUGUAUGGUAUGUCAGUGGUAGAGUGCUUAUCAGAAGAAGAAGUGGCCCUCAUCUGUGAAAUCACAGGAGUCUCACCUUACACACCUUUUGGUGAUAACUUACACAGGGAAAUCACCGAAACCGCAGUGGCAACGUUUUGCCAGCCCUUGCUGCUUGGCUCGAAGAGAUAUGUUCACGUGGGCUUCACCAGCGUGUGUGCCUUUCAGCCUCAUUGCCUAAUUCUUUGUGGGCCCGUUGAUGCUGUUAACGAGCAGCACGCUGCUGCUUUCCAAGGGGCAUUUACAAUGCUGCAGCAGGUCUUUAAAAGUGUUGAUCAGAGGGAAGAACGCAAAGCAGAAGGCAAAAGCCAGAAUGAAGCCACAGGUGUUUGCAGCUGGUGUUCUUCACCUGUUCCGAAGCCACUCCUAACAAAAAAUAUUUCUUGUAACAGUAAUCAUGUUUCUGAAGGACAACUGAAAACACAUAGCGAUGAAACAGAGGCACAUAUUGUAAACCCUGACUUGCAGGGGAGUGAAAAUCCAGCAUGUAUACAAACAAAUUUGCAGAUACCUUCAAAUCUCAUCUCGCACAUCAAAGAACUCAGUGUUGCCACUGAAGGAGAUGGCUUUUCAAGAGAUGUGCAGAAACCGGAUGCAAAAUGCGAGCAUCCGGGUGACGUGCAUGAGAGCUACAAAAGUGAUUUACUUGUGGGCAAUCAAAGGAAUUACACCACUGCUGUAUCAGCAGCACAUAACGAUGAUACAGUCACUGUGUGUGGACACCUAGAUGUUGGCAAAGAUCCAGAGAAAACAAGUUGCAAUAUAGUUCCAUUUAAGCAGGGAGAGAGUUGUGUAAGCACUGCACAGAAUUGUUCCAGCUGCCUCAUAGAAGCAGGAUCAGUUUUGCCAGUGGGUGGUUACUUUGAAGUCCUAUUACAUUAUUAUAUUCAGUACUAUACAAAGCAGUUUCAGCAGUCUGAGGUAACUGUUGUAUCUAAUGUAGUUGCUGAUGCUUUGCUAAGUAUUCCCAAGUCCUUAUACGGGACAACAAAACGAAACGGCUUUACCGAAUUCUAUCUCAAAGUUGUAAAUGCACUCAGGAAAAAUCAGCCACUACCUGUGUACGAGGAAGGCUUAGAAUCAGUGUAUUGCAAAUACCAGUUAGUCGUUUCGGUUCUUCACUGUGUUACAGAGAUUCUCUCCAUAGAUUUAAUAAUUGGAGUUAAGAGGCCACUGCAAAAAAUUGAGGAUGAUGACUCAGAGGAUGAUUUCUGAAAUAAUUAAUAAAGAAUGGUUUUGAUUGAAUGUUUUUCGUUAUAUGUUUUCACGUGUCCUCUUGUCAAAUGGUCAUGUUUCAAAAUUCAGUGCUAAACACUAAAGACUCCGUAGAUUGAGAGAACUAAUGUCCUUCUGUCCUCUUGGAAGAAAAGGAAGAAAAAGCCUGGCCGGUUGAGAUUUGUGGAAAACUGGAUUGUAAACUUUCUUGAAGUUUCAAACAUGAGAAAGUGUGGCUGCUUUCCACUGCAGAAGAUCUGCAAUGCCUUUUUCAUCUACGUGCAGAGGAUCCUGUCUGUGUAUGUUCUCACCAAAGGUGAACUUUGUCUCUUUUGGAGGUUUGAGUAUUUAUGCAAGUUAGAUGCGAUCAGUUUUCCUGCCACGUUAAAAGUUGCCAGUAUGACAUGAGCCACUGAACUUGAAAGUUAUAAGCAAGGGGUUCUUUUAGCCUUCAUAAUAGACUGGAUUGAAUGUUAUUUUAAGUAAUUUUGUAUGUGUGGUGGGUUUGAAUGUAAUGGGAAGGCUAUAACUGUCGUUAGCACUGAACACAGCGCUGGGGUAUCUCAGCCACUGCUGUACAUCCCAGUGAAGAACUUUCUCAUCUGAUAUGAGAUACAGCAUUUUUAUCUUCCAAUGAGUUCUGUUCAGUCAAACUAGUAGAAUUAAGAAUAAUUUCAUAUUGUGACUGGCUGGCAUUUGCCCUGGCAAAUUAGUUUAUGAGACAUUGUUUACAAUUGUUACAAUUAACAGUACAGCUGUUAAUUUUAACCAUCCUGGGCUGGGCUGUGGUGCUACUAUGAAAGGCUGUGUAAUCAUGGGAAAAGUUUACACAGGCCAUAAUGUAGAUUCGUACGAAAAAAAUCUGAGACAACGUUUCAGUUUAGACUUCAAUAAAUUUGCAUUCUGAGGUUUUUGUUUUUUAUUCCCCCUGGGAUUUGUUUUACACUCAGUAUCACCCAGAUGUCACUAUCCUUCCCUAUUUGCUAUGUCUUAAAAACCUCUGGUUUGGAGGGGGCAGUUUGAGUACCUGAGCAGCCGCAGCUGAUAACGGUAUCACACCGGUUCUCUAUGUGCCUUUGCCAAGAUAAGAAUAACUGGAUUUUUGUUUUGUUUAAUCUGCCAUUAAAUAAAAUUUAGUGAGGAUAUUUAAAAUCAUAGACACUAAUCAUGUUUAUCCACUAUACCCAAGAUUAUUACAACUGGAAAUCAGUUUUUUCCCCAUUAAUUUAUGCUGUGGCUUCGCUUUUCCAGUUUCUUCUGAAGAGUCUCUCUACUAAAGUUGUUUCAGGUGUUUUAUUUGACCACAAAUUUCUGCUGAAAGUUUAGAUACUCACUUGAUAAUAUAAAAAAAAAAAAAAAAAAGUGUUUUUUUUUUUUCCUGACUCUUGGAGACAUCUGCAUAUGGAAAACAGAAACUCAGUGUUCGUGGGAGUGAUUUCUUUAGUGAAGUACUGGGGACAAUAUUUUUUUCUCUUUGUAGAAUCACUGGUGGUUGUGAAGCGUGGGAGAGACUUAAACACAGAGGAGAGGAAAGAAAAUCACGUUCCUGCUGUUUCAACACACUUUUGGUAGCUACUUAAUGUGACAGUCCAGUAUGAGCGAAGAGGAAUCUCUGUUGUGGAAGAGCUGGUGUUUUGGAGCUGCAUGUCCUGCUUGACUGGAUGACCCUGAGGCUGCUCCGGAGUUAACACCAGCCCUGGUGCUUCAGCAGGCACUUGGGUUCUCUGCUUUAACUUUGUAAUGAGCUGCUGUGAGAGUUUUGCUCUUGCAAGAGUUUUCUGCAUACAGUCUUCAAACUGCUGACCAACUUGCCGGCUAGAGAUUAAUGAUUUCUUUCGUGGUACUCUUUUAACAACUAUGGCAUGGAGUGCGUGAAGCCUGGCAGCGGUGGGGGCUGUCUGCAGAAGCUGCUUUUGCAUUCUGAAGCUAGGUGUUCUCUAAAUACAGGUAAAAUAAAGAGAAUACUGUACCAUUUCACAUUAUUUUAUAUCAUUUGCACAUCUGUACACUUUCAGAUUUACUGCAGUUCCUUGGAAAAGGGUAAAACAAAAAUAUUUUGUUCUGUGAACAGCCUUGAGCUUUUUCAUUUAAAUUAUGUCAUUCUUAUCACUAAGAAGGGGCAGCUUAGAAGAAUAUGUUUACGCCGUCAAAACCACAGAGAGCAGUAUGUUUGGGCAUGCACUAAGGCAAAAAGCCGAUGAGUCUUUCUUCUUGCAUUGUUUCCCAGACAUUAUUUCUAUUUCGUGCUAUUAUUCUAUUAUUUUUAUGUUUCUAAAUAUGGAUGAGCCUCCACACAAAGUGAAAGUCAGGUGCAUGUGGGCACGUGUGGGUACUCGGGUCCAAGCUCAAAAUACAAUAUAAAGUACAGGUGAUAGUAGCCUAAAAUUGAAAUAUUUAUUUCAGAAAAAUCUUGAUGUUUAACUCUCCUUCCUGCAGCCCCUAACAAACCUAUAUUCUACCUCACAUGAAAGUCAGCAGAAUAUUUGAAAGGCACUCACCCCAGCCACAAGGACUGUAGGUGUAUUUUAAGCAAGGUAAUCCCAUUUAUCAGGCAGAAAAUUCCCAUAUACAGGCAAGUUGGAUUUUUUUGUUUUGUUUUGUUUUUAAAAAGAAAAACAGGUUUUAAGGCGCAUUUAUAUAGAUACAGAGAGAGACCAGUUUGGAACUGAGCCCCGCACAGACCUCUUGAGAAUGGGAAUUAUCUGUUUCCAUGACAAGGACACACCAUUUUUAUUUGUUGAUUUGGCUGGAGGUCAAAUCUCAACAGGCUUUUACAGGUGCUGGGGCUGCACCGAGGCAGCAUCCGUUCCCGAGCUCUCCCCCAGCUGAUUUUCCCCAUUGCCUGACCCUGGCAGCUCAUUGCUCAGCAUUUUCCUUGGGCCCUGCUCAUUGGUCUCUUGCAACACCAGCUCCCAGUUUACCAAAUGAGUAUUGCUUAAUUUUAGUGGAAGUUAUGCCAGCUAAAUGUGGCCUUAUAUUUUCAUCCAUGCUUCGUUGAUUACUGACCUUUAGCCUUUUUGGCAGCUGUACAGAGAGUAUAGCUGAUAGGAACCAGUCACAACAAAGAAUAUUCUGUUAUGUCACAAAUCACACAGAACUGAAUCACAUUUGCAAAAGAAUCGUAGAAUCAUGGAAUGGUUUGGGUUGGAAGGAACCGUAAGGAUCAUCCAGUUCCAACCUGUCUGCCACGGGCAGGGACACCUUCCAUUAAAUCAGGUUGCUCGAAGCCCCAUCCAGCCUGGCCUUGAACAUCGCCGGGGAUGGGACUUCCACAGCUUCUCUGAGCAACCUGUUCCGGUGCCUCACUGCCCUUACAGUAAUUUUUUUUCCUAAUAUCUAAUCUCAAUCUCCCCUCUUUCAGCUGAAAUUCAUUCUGAUCCUGUCCCUGUAUUUCCUGAUAAAGACCCCCUCCCCAGCUUUCUGUAGGCCCCCUUUAAGUACUGGAGGGCUCCUAUAAAGUCUCCCCAGAGCCUUCUCUUUUCUAGGUUGAAUAAGCCCAACUGUCUCAGCCUGUCCUCAUGUGAGAGGUGCUCCAGCCUUCUGAUCAUAUUUGUGGACCUCCUCUGGACUUGCUCCAACAGGUCCAUGUCCUUCCUGUGCUGAGGACUCCAGAACUGAACACAGUACUCCAGGUGAUGUCUCACAAGAGUGGAGCAGAUGGAAGAAUCACCUCCUUUAGCCUGCUGGUCACGCUUCUUUUGAUGCAGCCCAGGAUAUGAUUGGCUUUCUGGGCUGCGAGCGCACAUUGUCAGCUCACUCUGAGUUUCUCACCCAUCUGCACACCCAAGUCCUUCUCUUCAGGCUGCUCUUAAUGCAUUCUUCACCUGACCUGUAUUUGUGCUUGGGAUUGCCCCAACCCAGGAGCAGGAUCUGCACUUGGCCUUGUUGAACUUCAUGAGGUUAGCACAGGCCCACCUCUUAAGCCUGCCAAGGCCCCCUCUGGGUGGCAUCCCUUCCCUCCAUCUUGCCAACAACAAUACACAGCACAGUGUUGUUGGCAAACUUACUGAGGGUCCCCCAGUGCACAUUUCCGACAAAGAUGUCACACAUUACCAUUCCCAGUACCGAUCCCUGUGGAACACUACUCGUCACCAGUCUUCACUUGGACACUGAGCUGUUGAUCCACUGAGUGAUCCACCUGUCAAAUCGAUGCUUCUCCAAUUUAAAGACAAGCAUAUUAUUCAGAACAGUGUUGAAUGCUUUGCACAAGUCCAGGUAGAUGACGUCAGUUACUCUAUCCACCAAUGCUGUAGCCCCAUCAUAGAGGGCCACCAAAUUGGUCAGACAUUAUUUGCCCUUAGUGAAGCAUGUUGGCUGUCAUGAAUCACCUUAUUUUCCAUGUGUCUCAGCAGACUAUCUACUCCAUGAUCUUGCCAGGCAGAGGUGAGACUGACUGGCCUGCAGUUCCCCAUGUUUUCCUUUUUUCCCUUUUUAAAAAUGGGAGUUAUAUUUCCCAUUUUCCAGUCAGUGGGAACUUAACUGGACUGCUACAACUUCUCAGAUAUGAUGGAUAGAGGCAUAGCUACUUCAUUCGCCAGUUUCCUCAAGACUUGUGGAUACAUCUCAUCAGGUUCUACGGGUUUGUGCACCUUUAUAUUUCUUUGAUGGUCUCACAUCUGAUCUUCUCUCACAGGGGGUAAUUCCCCAUUCUCCCAUUCCUUGCCUUUGCCUUCUGUAACUUGGGCAGUGUGGCUUGAGCCCUUGCCAGUGAAGACAGAGGCAAAAAAAGUCAUUUGAAUACCUCAGCCUUCUCCAUGUCCUGCCUAACCAGGUGUCCUGUUUCCUUCCAGAGGGGAAGGAGUAAGGUAAUGCAAUAUUUUGUUUAGGAGCAUAACUCUGGUAAUUUUAUAUCAUUUCUGCUAUUAUCUUAUUAACAGUCGUCUUCCGGAGUCCGAAGGUGGGUGAUUAUUCAUACCACGUGAGAAGAUUAAGGAAGAUUAAAUUCUUCACUUGCAUAUAUCUCCUGGACUUCACUAGAAUUACGUUCAUCUGAUCCUGUAUUUAAUUUGCUUUUUGUUAUGUAACAAAUCUGCUGUUAGAGGUAGAGACUUCCAUUUUUCACUACUAAAUUUAUUUCUAUGCUUGUUUAGGUUAAGCUGUCCCCUUGUGCCUCUUUUGGCGAGGUUCUUUUAGGUCUCAUGUGAAGAGAGAAACUAUUUCAAUGUUCAUUUGUGAAAAUCUCUUUGGUUUAAUUAUCUUGAAAUCUAAGAAACUUUUUCACUGUCACCAAUGAGACCAAAGAUUAAAUACUUGCUUUAUUUACUAUGCUAUUUUUCAUUUACUAUGCUUAUUACUACUAAGACUGAACAAAUCGAGAGAAUAAUGUCUAAAUUUAUAAACAGUAGCGUUGGAAAUGCGUUGGCUGUAAUUAACAUGAUUAUAAUUUUGCAGUAGUGUUUUGUGUAAGACAUCAUUUCUUAAUAAAACUAGAAAUAAAUGUUUGGAUUUAAGAUUACACAAAUUAUUUCCCUCUGAGGAUAUUAAACUGAUAAUUACUUCCAGGAACAAGGGUUUUAAUUUUACCACCCAAAACCUGAAAAUAACAAUAGCAAGCAAAUGUAAUUGUUUUACUAUAUAGUAGCUCUGUCUUUAGUAUAUGAUCCAGUAGAAGACUAGACUUUGAAAGUGAUGCUUACUCCUGUGACAGAACGAGUAGUUUAUUCCCUUUCAAAACAGUCCUGGCAAAAAGAAUACAAAAUAGCUUUCCAUGGGAAAACCAUUCCUGAUGGUUUAGCAGGCAGUUUAUUUCUCAUUAAAUCACCGACAGAUAAAAGAACUGUUAGACUGAGGCUUUGAUUCAAUGUGGGAUUAAGGGCACAUCAGUGAUAUUGCUUCCUGUGUGGCUGCCUCCUAAGCCACCAACAGCAGAGCUCACUAUAAAAGAUAAUAUUUCCAUUUAAGGUAUUUUUAAAAAGGUAUUGUUUUACCGAAUAGAAUCCGUAACCUGUUCUUAUUUUGAGAUUCCCAGUAAAACAAUCCAGCAUGGUGAUCUUUCUCUUGAUAAUAAUCAUGACCUACUUUCAGUGGGUGUUUUCAUUUUCCAGGCAAAGCAUCUGAUUAAAUAUUACCUUAAAAUGUGAAUGCAGAGAGUGAACACAUGGCAAGGAUUUCUCUGUGUAUGUGAAGAAAAGGCAGCUCCAGAUGAGAGUUACGUCCAUUGAGAUUUUAACAUUAGACUUGAUAGAAGUCUGAUAUAUAUGAAGAUUAUAUUUAGGAUUUUGGAGCAAUGGAAGUAAUUGUAGAAACUGCUGGAUUAUAUUCAUAGGGCAAAUAAACAGCAUGGCAUCCAUUUCCUCAGACCAGAAAUACCUUGAGGCUCUUGAUUACUGAUGUAGUACUUAAAAAAAUCCAGAAUAAUUACACAGUGUUGAAAAAAAAUUAAUCAGUGUUGACUAUAUUGGAGAUGUUUAUCCAUAACUGUUUUUAAAGGUACUGGUCUUGGCAGUACAAUCCCAUGGACCAGUGUCCUGAUGCAGGGCUGCUUCUCCCAUUCCUGUCAGAACCAAGGGUAGCUGUGCCCUUCUGCUCGAGCAGGCAUCUGUUCCCUCACUUUUCAGCUUUCCUAGAAUGUGUGGCUUCAAGUAAUCUGUUGUUUCAGUGUGAUCGGUGUG
This is a messenger RNA of Cuculus canorus (common cuckoo), 8720 nucleotides long. It is a transcript of the gene BBS10, whose product is annotated as Bardet-Biedl syndrome 10. NCBI's taxonomy places the organism in Eukaryota, Metazoa, Chordata, Aves, Cuculiformes, Cuculidae. Gene Ontology annotation, molecular function: ATP binding. Bases 1 to 2109 code for a protein of 702 amino acids. The transcript is spliced from 2 exons. Gene Ontology annotation, biological process: chaperone-mediated protein complex assembly. The record is from RefSeq and is a predicted model, not a curated record.